AUGGCUUAUCCAUUGUUUUCUGGUAAUUGUAUGGUUCUGACAAUACUACUGUUGGUUUUGUCCGGUUUGCCUUGUAAAGCUCAACUUUCUGAUAAAACAUUCUAUGACACGAGUUGUCCUGCUGCCCUUAAUACUAUAAGGGGAGCUAUUAGGACAGCCGUCUCUCGUGAGCCAAGAAUGGCUGCUUCUCUAAUUCGCCUCCAUUUCCAUGAUUGUUUUGUUCAAGGUUGUGAUGCCUCAAUCAUGUUGGACGAUACACCUACAAUGAUGGGCGAGAAAAAUGGGAUCAACAAUAUCAAUUCUGCUAGAGGAUUUAAUAUCAUUGAAAAUAUUAAGGCAGAUUUAGAGACUCGGUGCUCUAGAACUGUUUCUUGCGCUGACAUUCUUGCUGUUGCUGCUCGCGAUGCAUCUGUUGCUAUUGGAGGACCAACUUGGCCAGUGAAGCUUGGAAGAAGAGAUGCUACUAAUGCAAGCGUAGACCUUGCUAAUGAUAAUCUUCCUCGCUUUACAGAUUCUCUGCAAAAGCUGCGUGAUUUGUUCAUCAGGACUAAAGGUUUAACUGAAAGAGAUCUGGUUGCCCUUUCAGGAGCACAUACAAUUGGGCAAUCAAGAUGUUUCAGCUUUCGUGCAAGGGUUAAUAGCAAUGAAAGUAUUGAUCCUGAAUUUGCUAGAAGUCUGAGAGAAGACCUUCCAUGCCCAGCUGAUGGCUCAGGAAAUGAAAACCUUGCGCCGCUUGAUCAAGUAACUCCCAACGGCUUUGAUAACAACUAUUUCAAGAAUCUUGUCGAAAGAAAGGGCCUUCUUCAAUCGGAUCAAGUGCUUUUCAGUGGUGAAUCUACAGACGCCAUUGUUAAUGAGUACAUUAAAGAUGGUUCUAUUUUCAGAAAAGAUUUUGCAGCUGCCAUGGUGAAAAUGGGAGAUUUUAGCCCCAAAACUGGUAAUCAGGGGCGAAUAGGACAGUUCUGCAACGUAGUUUAAUUGAUCUCAUCACUGAUUAAUGCUCGAUUGUUUUCUUGAUUAUUAAUUUGUUCUUAUGGUACUUCGCAACAAUAAAAAUAUAGUGGGAGAAUAAGCAUAAAUAUAUGUAGCUUGAGCAAGAUUUAAUCCUCUCUCAGACAAUAUCCCGCUUGUUCAAUUGUAUUGUUAAAUUAUCCAUGUCAAUUGUGAAACAUAGAUGCUUUUGCUGUUUUUUUUAUGAAAUAA
Messenger RNA from Jatropha curcas, 1203 nucleotides. RefSeq names its product lignin-forming anionic peroxidase. The record is from RefSeq and is a predicted model, not a curated record. Gene Ontology annotation, biological process: hydrogen peroxide catabolic process; response to oxidative stress. NCBI's taxonomy places the organism in Eukaryota, Viridiplantae, Streptophyta, Magnoliopsida, Malpighiales, Euphorbiaceae. Gene Ontology annotation, molecular function: heme binding; peroxidase activity.